UUUAUGCUUGAAUUUUGUUUUUUCUUCGAAAUAUCACCAGUUCAUAAGCUCGUGCAUGGAGAAAUCAAUGAAUAAUAAAACCACAUCGACUGGACCAAGUCUUGCAGUAUCCUGGACAAGUUAUAAGGUUUGCCCAAGUGCUCUAAAGUAGAAGAAAUGAAACAAAAGACAUAUAUCAUGUCAAUAUCGUGUCAAUUUCAAGAUUAAACAGUCUACCAAGAGGACUCUGUUACCAUGGCAACUGAUUUUAUUUGAAGGAGAUUGCCAAGAAACAACAAUAAUAUCCAAGAAUAAUGUCUAAGUGGAAUUAAACAAAUACCGUAAGAGCUCAACUGCAUACAAAUGAUGGAAGAUACAUAGAUAGAAAAAUAAACUCAAUUAUAUCAUCGGAAGUUUUUUUAAACUUUUGAAACAGGAUGAACUGAAGUUCAAGAUUAUUAAAAUAAAAUAAGCAUUCCAAAACAAGACUGAAGAACUGAGAGCAAUCAACUUUACAGAAAUGAACUCAUAAUUGAAAACCGUGACCUUAAUGACUAAAUGGGAAAUUACAGAUUAAUCAGUUAAAGUCUCUCUGUGUAAAAGAAUCAUUAAUGGUUUACAGACAUCAAAUUAUUUGACAACAGAUGUGAUUGACAGAUGUGAUUGGCAGCUGUUAUUGGCAGCUGUGACACAUAUUUUCGAAUUAUGAAAUUAUGUAAAAUUUGAAAAUAUAUUCCGAUAUGUGUAGGCUAAUGGACAGGUCCUUUAACAACACAGAACAACUCCUUAAUUUUUAUUGAUUCAAGAAAUUAAUCAAUUAUUAACCCGCUAUGCUGAAGUUAAUAUUGAUUUACUCAUUGAUAAAGAUCUAAAGUGCAACAAUAAUUCAUAUUUAUCAAAAUACCUCAGACACAUUUCAAUAGGACUUAUAAACAAAUCUAAGUACAUGGACAUGAUGGACAUAUCAGUUGAAAGGUUGAAACAGCAUGUGAGUACAUUGAGAUUUAAGUCACAUGCACAUUGAGAAAAAGACUUAAUUAGAUACUCUCCACAUGGGACUCUAUAACUUUACAUGCAAGCCACAUGCACGGUUGAGAAACGGACCUUAUUAGAUACCGGUUUGCUUCGAAUGGAACUCUACCAAGCUGUUAUGUACAAACAUUGGUGCAUGUAUGCAUACACCAUCUGGAUUCUGGACCAGACCGUCAUCCCAUCGAAAUUGUCCUAAGUGCACACUUAUGUCUGAGAGUUGGAUAUUAUAUCGGUGCUAUUAAUAUUUAUUAUAGAAAUAUUUUCUGAGGAACAACAAAAAUCAAUUAUUGUCACUGACUGAUAGACUAGCUGCUGAUUGCUGUAUCGAUACUGGAUAAAACAGUUUAGUUUCACCAUCUGCUGCACAUGAUAGAUGUAUUCACAACAAUAACAUGGACCAGAUUUGGUUUUCUUUGGGAUUGACUGUAUGUAUAGAGGACAGUUCCUGGAACAAAUCAGUAACAGUUUAGUUCAACGAUCUGCUGACAGUAUUCAAUAAAUGUAUCUACAACAAUAACAUUGAGGUCCAAAUGACCAGAUUUCAUCUUCUCCAGGGUAUGUAUGGAGGAUGGAAGAAGUUGCUGAUAUUAUUCACACGUUUUUACUGCAGUGACUAAUGUGUCGACAUUGAUAUCAACAAACUGAAGUGGCAGGUCACAAAAACAAUCCAACCAUUGUAGUAUUAUAUUGGAGUAACUUACUGUUGAUGGAUUGUCAGCCUAACAAACUUUGGGACACAAAAACAUAUAGAUCAAAAUAUAUUGAAAUAACACUCACCUUUUGACUUUUUUAAAGGAAAUACAAAUAUAAAAUUUAUGACAACUCAAAGCUUGACGAGUUCAAGUUCGUGUGAAAAAGGAGUUAUGAGGUUACCAAGGAGAUUGUGUGUUACCAUGGUGUUUGCUGCUGCUGCUGUUAUGUUCAUGUAUUUAAUAUAUUUCAACAAUGAAUUUCUCAUGUCGAAAGUAAGGAAUGAUGAAAUUUCAAGUACCCAUAAUCCUUUGCUGGUUGGUGUCGUAGAUGAAAAUCCAGCAAUUGGGAUAUCCGGACAGUUAGAAUAUGAUCAGCAGCUUGAGGAGUAUAACGACACAAAAUCGUCAAAAUUAAACAUGACAUUGUUAUCUCAUCAUUAUCACAAAGUGCUUAUCCUGACACCUAUUAACAAUGCAGAGAGACAUUUAGGUCAUUAUUUUGAGCUGCUGAACAACUUUUCAUACCCCCAUCAUCUUAUAUCUGUUGCCCUCGGGGAGGAUUCCAGUUACGACGAGACUUUAAAAACGGCUGUUGAGCUAGCUCAGAAAUAUCGCAAAAUAACAAAUUUUCGUAAGAUUGACAUCUAUGAGUUAGAUCAUCAUUGGAAACCGCCGACUAAUGAUCGUCAUGAUUUGUUCAUUCAAGGGCCACGACGUAAUCAUCUUGCCAAGGCGAGAAAUCGCCUUCUCAGCAGCGCCCUCUCUGAUGAGGAUUAUGUACUUUGGAUAGAUUCAGAUGUUAGGGAAAUCCCACCUAACGUCAUGCAAUAUUUAAUCGCUGCUCAAAAAGACGUUGUAGUACCAUCAUGUCUAUAUCGUAAAGGGGAUAAUUCAUUGGAUGAUUAUGAUCGCAACACAUGGCGAGAAACAAACGAAUCUUUAGCUCAUCUUGCCGCUAUGAGUCCCAACCAACUCAUGGUGGAAGGUUAUGCAAGAACACGACGUAGAUACCUCUGGUCGUUGCGCUUUGAAGGUGACGUUGUGCCUAUAGAUGGAGUUGGUGGCUGCGUCUUGAUGAUUCGGGCAGAUUGUCACCGUGAUGGUUUAACAUUCCCUCCUUUUGUAUACAAGCACCACAUUGAAACUGAAGGACUUGCAAAAAUUGCAAAAGAAAUGGGAUUUUCAAUAGCAGGUCUUCCUAGGUUAAAAGUCUUUCAUUGACAAAAAACAUUGUAAUUUUGAAAUAUGGUUGUUUUAAAUCAUGAACUUCCUUACAGUUAUCACCAGUCUACUCUUGUUCAACCAUUGCAAUAGCACAUCAGUCACAAAAGUUAUAAUGCACAUUUGGGAGGAUGAACAUUUGCACGUUUGGGAGAGGGUUAACAUUUGCACAU
Messenger RNA from Owenia fusiformis, 3097 nucleotides. The record is from the annotation of a GenBank genome assembly. NCBI's taxonomy places the organism in Eukaryota, Metazoa, Annelida, Polychaeta, Sabellida, Oweniidae.